Messenger RNA from Darwinula stevensoni, 2610 nucleotides. Lineage: Eukaryota; Metazoa; Arthropoda; Ostracoda; Podocopida; Darwinulidae. The record is from the annotation of a GenBank genome assembly.
AUGGAAAUGUAUCCAGAGGCAUUGAAAGCAAAGAUGAUGUCUCGAGAUGAGAGCAAAAAGAAGAACCGGGCACAUACCAUCAUGUCUGCAGAAGAGGUGGCAGCUGGGAAGAAAUCCUACUGGAUGGAGCUGGAAAUCUCAGUUUUUAACUGGAUCUCUUGCCUUGGGACAGGAACUAUCCGAAACCUGAGUCCAAAGCUGUGGCAGUUUCAACACUUGACCUCCCUGUACCUGAAUGACAACAAUCUGACCCGACUUCCGUCAGAGAUCUCACGCCUCACUUCCCUCCAGUACUUGGACCUCUCCUGCAACAAACUCCGCAGUCUCCCAGCUGAAUUGGGCGAUCUCGUCUUGCUCAGGGAGCUCCUGUUGAACCAUAACCUCUUGAGGGUCCUCCCAUAUGAGCUGGGAAGGUUGUUCAACCUUCAGGUGCUAGGGCUGAAGGGGAACCCUUUGUCUUCAGAUCUGCUUGCCCUCCAUUCUGAACCCAAUGGGACUCAGAAGCUCAUCACGUUCAUGCUGGAUAAUCUUGCAGUGUCGGUGAGUCAUCCCCCGCAGCGGCCUUGGAUCCCGAUGGCCCACCCCGAUGGAUCUCGGCCUUCGUGUAUCUUCACUGUGAUGUGCUACAACGUGCUGUGCGAUAAAUAUGCGACUCGUCAAGUGUACGGGUAUUGCCCGACCUGGGCCCUGGACUGGGAAUACAGGAAGGUGCGGAUUAUGGACCAAAUUCGACACACUGCCGCCGAUAUCAUCACCCUACAGGAGGUGGAGACGGAGCAGUUCUACGACUACUUCCUGCCGGAGUUGAAGAGGGAUGGCUACGAUGGCAUCUUCUCGCCCAAGUCCCGGGCCAAGACCAUGACGGAGAGCGAACGGAGGCACGUCGAUGGCUGCGCCAUCUUUUUCCGCACUCGCAAGUUCCAGUUGGUGAAGGAGCACCUGGUCGAGUUCAACCAGCUGGCGAUGGCGAACCACGAGGGCUCGGACGAGAUGCUCAACCGAGUGAUGACCAAGGACAACAUCGGCCUCGCCGCCCUCCUCCACACGAAGGAGCCUGCCUGGGAAAACAGUCUUCCUCCCGAUGCGGUGGAGGUCCCCCUGCUGGUGUGCACGUGUCACAUUCACUGGGACCCAGAGUACUGCGACGUGAAGCUAAUUCAGACGAUGAUGCUGAUGAACGAGCUGAAGAGCAUAGUAGAGCGGGAGGGCACGUCGCAGAUGUCCCUCCGCCCCAACAGCAACCCCGCCUCCACCUCGCCUGCCUCCAACAUCCAGCUCAUGCUCUGUGGUGACUUCAACUCGCUGCCCAAUUCUGGGGUCAUUGAAUUCCUGUCCAAGAGUCGGGUCUCGGCAGAUCACCCAGACUUCAAGGGUUUGGGCUACAAGAGCAGCUUGCAUCGCUUGUCUUCAACGUCGAAGAACAAUGAAUUCACUCAUCCAUUCCACCUCUCUUGCGCCUACUCCCCCGACAUCAUGCCCUACACCAACUAUACGUUUGACUUCAAGGGGAUGAUCGACUACAUAUUCCACUCGGAAUCGAGCAUCCGAACCCUCGGCCUCCUUGGCCCCAUCGACCCUGACUGGAUGGCCAACAACAAAAUCAUUGGCUGUCCCCAUCCCCACAGCCCUUCAGAUCACUUCCCAUUGCUGGUACAGCUGGAGAUGCAGAGUCCAGCACAAAAUGCUCCAAGCAAUGGCCUCAUCCUCCCACGGUAGCAACACCGCUAGGUUUGCUACGACACCCCCGUUCUUCCUCUCUUUCUCUCUCUCUCGCUCUCACUUUUCCCUCAUGUUUUUCAUCUUGUAUUGACUCGGAUCUCAGCCGUCUCCUCUGUUCCGUCUCGCCGUACAGGAUCUGCCCGGCCGCAGUCACAGCGUUUACCUGCAUGGUUUCUCCGUUCCCGAGUCGGGAUAAGAGUCCUUCAAAAAGACAAUUUUUUUUCCCGGUGUGACUGCUCGCGAGACAAGCCUGAAAUUCCUCUUUCCCAUGUUGUGGAGUACUGUGUUGUACUUGGCAUUCAGAUCAGCAUGAAAAAGAGAGAGAGAGGAAGUUUGAGGCCCGAAAAUAUUUAAAACCAGUUCCCUUUUUGGCUUUGAUUUUUUUUUUUCUAUUCCCCCCCUGCUUCCACAGUACAAAGGAGUUAGAGCACACUGUCGUCUGUUAGGACUAUUCCAGGACUAUUCACUUUCUCUCUUUUCCCUCUCUUUCCUUCCCUCAUUUCUGGGAAAAGUAAUUACUUCAUAGGUGAUAAGUUUUGUGAUAAACUUCACUUUGAUUUUCUACUUCCCAUCUCCUCACUUUUUUAACUGUUGACUCAUUUCAAUUUUUUUUUUCACUGCCAUGAUUGUGCAAAUGAUAUGGCAGAAAAUCCAUGGAAUCAUGAGUUUUGCCUUGCAAAAAUCCUUGCAAAUUUCUUCUCAUGUCUCUUGAAUGUUCUCGGUUCAACAAAGCAUUUCUCACAUGUUAGAGACAUUUUCCCUGCUUUGGUUGCCUAGCAUCUGGGGAAACUUCCCCUGGUGGAAAGUUUUUUUUUUUUUUUUUACUAAGUUAAUUUUUGUUAUAUUGGGGGAACAACAUUCCACGGGUGGGAGUGGAAAAGCGUUUCUUUU